GGAGGCUGCUCUCCAAAUGAGGCACUUUUUUUCCGGGGGGGUGGGGGGUGGGGGGGAAGCCUUCAUCACUGACACUCCAAUGAGACGCUGCGUGGAUCGCUUUUCGGGACUAUCGGCUUUGGAUACUCGCGUUUGUCAGCACUGAACGCUUUGGAGUAAAAAGGAGCGUUGGAUGAGCCUGGCGGGUGGGACGGCGACGGCGUUCACGGCUGGCUAUCAAGGCGGGCCGCACCAGCGAGACUUGAUCAUGGAGCAGAAAGUCGGCAAACUGACAUCCGGCUUCCAACGCAGUUCUACCUCGGAUGACGACUCCGGCUGCGCACUGGAGGAGUACGCCUGGGUACCACCUGGCCUACGGCCUGAGCAGGUCCAGCUAUACUUCUCCUGCCUACCCGAAGAUAAGAUCCCAUAUGUAAACAGUCCAGGAGAGAAGUUCCGAAUCAAGCAGCUACUCUACCAACUACCGCCGCAUGAUAAUGAGAUUCGUUACUGCCAAGCUCUCAGUGAGGAAGAGAAAAAGGAGCUCCAUAUGUUCAGCAUCCAGAGGAAGAAGGAAGCCCUGGGGAGGGGCACACCGAAACUGCUGCCUCGCAGUCGUCUGAACACCGUUUGUGAGCAUUGCGGUGAGAACAUCAACAGUGGUGAAAUGGCAGUGUUUGCAGUCAGGUCAGGUCCUGGAAUAUGCUGGCACCCGGCAUGCUUUGCCUGCUCCACAUGCAGUGAACUGCUGGUGGAUUUGAUCUACUUCUACCACAAUGGGAAGAUCCACUGUGGAAGGCACCACGCCGAGCUCCUCAAACCUCGCUGCUCAGCCUGUGAUGAGAUUAUCUUUGCUGACGAGUGCACAGAGGCUGAGGGGCGUCAUUGGCACAUGAAGCACUUUGCCUGUUUUGAAUGCGAGACAAUUCUAGGAGGCCAGCGCUAUAUCAUGAAGGAUGGACGACCCUAUUGCUGUGGCUGCUUUGAGUCUCUCUACGCAGAGUACUGUGAGGCAUGUGGAGAACAUAUUGGUGUUGACAAUGCUCAAAUGACUUACGACGGUCUCCACUGGCAUGCCACUGAAAGCUGUUUUAGCUGUGCCCAGUGUAAGAGCUCCCUCAUGGGCUGUCCAUUCCUGCCACACCAGGGUCGCAUCUACUGCUCAAAGGCUUGCAGCCUCGGGGAGGACGUGCACGCAUCCGAUUCAUCUGACUCAGCCUUCCAGUCGGCACGUUCCCGCGAGUGCCGUCGCAGCGUGCGCAUGGGCAAGAGCAGCCGGUCGGCCGACCAGUGCCGUCAGUCACUCCUUUUCUCACCUUCUGUCAACUACAAGUUUCCUGGAUUUAGUGGAAAUCCUGACGACAACAUGACCAGCAAGCUUGCCCACUUCAACUUAUCUGACGAGCAUUUCUGGAGGGGGCGUGGUGAGGAUACAGAGGCACCGGAGGAUCAAGGUGUAGAGUGGGUGGAGCAUAAAGACUACAUGACUCAGUUACUAUUGAAAUUUGGGGAAAAUGGGGUCUUCAGACAAGCAAGUGACUCCAGACCCACAGAUUUUUGGGUUGCAGAAAGAGAUGCCAAGUCCAAACAGGAGUCAUUCAAACCUGGAAGCAGUGGCGGAGAAGGGAGGGGCAGCCUCGCUAGCAAGAAGUACCAGGCUGACAUGUACUGGACCCAGUCACAAGAUGGGCUCGGGGACUCGGCCUACGGUAGUCACCCAGGCCCUGCAAGCAGCAGGAAGAUCCAAGAGCUUGAGCUCGACCACGGAGCUGGAGCAAGCAUGGAAGAGGAGUCGCAGUGGUACGGUGGCUCUUUGGAGUGCAUAUCAGACGAGUUCAAGAAGAAGGAUCCGAGUGUCCGAGACUCCAUGGACUCACUGGCCCUCUCCAAUAUUACUGGGACCUCUGUUGAUGGUGAUAAAGACAGACCUCUGGUCUAUUCUGUGCAAGGUUUCCAUGAGCUGGAGACAGAGGACUGUGAGAAAACAAGUAACAUGGGAACCCUCAACUCUUCCAUGUUACACAGGAGUACAAAUUCCCUGAAGAGCCUCGCAUCCGAGCGGGAAGUGGAGGAAAAUGUUGCUGAAGAAGAGGCGAUACAUCUUCCAGAGGAGCGACCUAAACCACAUGUCCCUGCCCUACGGAGGACACGUUCACAAGCUAGGCAGCAUCAAGUGAAAUUUUCUGACGACGUGCUAGACCGUUACGGUGACCUCCAGGUGCGACAGCCCCCGAUGAGUGAACGGACACGUCGCAGAGCGUUCCACUUUGAGGAGCAGGGCGAGGAAAAUCACUCUGGGCGCAGCCACCACCACCAUCACAGGAGGCGUCGCAGCCGCAAGUCUCGCUCUGACAACGCUCUUAACCUUUUGCCAAAAGAGAGGGCCCAAAUGGCCUACGGAAUGGACCACAGACGGAAUGUGCAUGGUCCCACGAGAGACCAAGGUUUCCAUGGACACCCACCGGCUGGCACCAUGUCAGAUUACAGGCUUCAGGGUUCAGCCAUGGGGAGGUUCUUAGAUCUGUGUGGGGAGGAUGACGACUGGUGCUCUACAUGCUCAUCCUCCUCCUCAGAUUCUGAGGAGGAGGGCUUUUUCCUCGGUCAGCCCAUCCCCCAGCCCAGGCCACUUAGACACUACUAUACUGAAGACUUGCCCAGUCCCGUGGGAGGCAUGUCUCCUCCUCCAUAUGACCAAAAGACUAAAUCCAAAAAGAAGAAAGGGCAUAAGGGUAAAAACUGUAUCAUUUCAUAGGCUUUAUUUUCUAAGUGGGGGUGUUCACAUCCUCUGCUCAUGUUCACCAUUUUCAAUUGAAAAUGGUGAAAAAGCCUGCCUGCUACUAAAUGCUAGUCAUAUAUCGUAUCAGAUUUAUUGUUAAGUGUACGCUUCUGUGGCAUUACAACCUGCUGGUAGAUUCGCUCAGUAUUUCAGAGUAAUGCAUAUUUAUAAAAAAAAAAACACACAACUUAAAUAUAUUAAUAUUAAAUGUAUAUACUGUAGAAAUAAAAAUGUGGCUAUUUUCAUACCCUUGGCUUAAUGACAUGCUAUGUACCAAAACAGCAUUAACGUUAAACUAAUGGUAUUCUCCCCCCAAAUUAAUGAAGGUGCCACACAUUUUCACUUGUGACCACAUGGUCUUUAAAUGUGUCAUUUAACUGGCUUGUGCAUCACCGGCAUACAGAAACACUUUUUUUCCAAGUAGGGGUCAUGUUUGGGUGUAAGACAACUAUUGUAAUCUGUAUAAAUGUAUAAACUGGAGUAUAAGGUUAAUAAUUGCAAUUAAAAACAACUAGAAUGUC
This is a messenger RNA of Phycodurus eques (leafy seadragon), 3276 nucleotides long. It is a transcript of the gene prickle1a, whose product is annotated as prickle homolog 1a. Bases 173 to 2731 code for a protein of 852 amino acids. NCBI's taxonomy places the organism in Eukaryota, Metazoa, Chordata, Actinopteri, Syngnathiformes, Syngnathidae. The record is from RefSeq and is a predicted model, not a curated record. The transcript is spliced from 8 exons. Gene Ontology annotation, molecular function: zinc ion binding.